AUCUUCAAGUUGAUGGAACCUUUCCGUAUCACAGUGAUACAAAAACAAACGGCGACGUCGCGAAAAUAAAAGAACUUAUAAUAAUAUCGCGCGCACGUUCGGUUACAAAUAAGUUUUUCUUUUUAUUUUUAAAUAAAAAUUCCAAUGGUUUCAUUCGGAGUUUUCGGUAAUCAUAACUUUGUCAGAGUUUUGUGGCAAAGAAAAUAUGAGUAAUCGUGGGUGUUACACAACUGGUACAAUCUACAACGAAAAUAGUUAUGCAGAGCCAAACAAAUCAUCAAAAUUCACGUGAAAAAUGUUGUCCUCUGUCAAUCCCAAACAAAAAACUUCAAGAGUGGGAUAGAACAAUACCCAAAGCAAAUUAUGUAACACUCGGAUCAAUUCGGUUCGGAGUGAAGUCCAUUCAGCGCGGAUCAAGCCUGUAUUCGACCGACGAAGGUUCCAAGGAGAGGGAUGUGUCAUUAGAUAGUAGCAAUAGUAGUAAGAAUUGCGAUAACAAUUGCUUCGAAUCGACCGAUUGUUGUUGCAUUGGAACAUCGAACAGUUCAUCAGAUGGACAAACCAUUUACAAGAAGGAAACCCGUUUGCCGGUAGCUAGUUCGAAUCCUGUUGCUAAGAAUAGAACAUUGUCGUCGUCCACAUCCACAUCGACGACGCCGAGAGCCAGCACAUUCAAAAGAUGUUUAGUCAUCGAAAAUCACAAUCAGGCAACGCGAUCAACUUGCUGUUAUCCGAAUUCAUUGAAAAAUCGUACAGUCGCCACCGAAUUGUCGAGUAAAAAAUUUCAUUUAGCCAAUCCAGUGCAACCGAACCGAACAAAAAAUUGUGAAAAUCGAACAAAAGGUGCAUCAGUUGACGACAGUGAAAAUGGUGAACGAUCGAAUGCGGUUCGGAAAAAUUACUUUUGUGAAAAUGUGAAUCGAAACGAAAAUUCGUAUACAUCGUUGUUGUUGCCAUCGCCGUCGUCAUCGCCGUCGUCGUCUUUUCAACGAGAAAAUUCAUUGAUACAUCGUUCGAGCUGCGGCGUACGUUCGAUUAACAGUGUAAUUGACAGUGAUAAUGUCAUAUUUAAUCAGAUUUCAUGCAAUCAAACCGAUAACGACCAAUGGGAUCAACAGAGCGAUUGCAAUUUGAAUAGUCGGGAAAAUUAUUCGAUUCAUUUAACGUGCAACGAUCCGGAUCUUAUUCAGUCCAAUCAAGACAACGUCAACGGCGUUUGGAAUGUCGAUUCAGUGGGUGUUUCUAAAUUAAGAACACCAUCGAAUUUGUGUAAAUCAAAUCGUCAAGUUCCAAUUAUACGAAAAUUAACACCAAAAGUUAAAACCAAAAAGAACGAGAGAUUCGAGUGCAAUGUAAUCGUUGAACAACAACAUAAAACAAAAAUAGCACAAUUGAGUAGUGUAAUUAAGCAAAACGACAAUGUUAAAUCCAACGACGGUAUCGACGACGACGACGACGACGACAAUUCACAUUUUAUUAUACGUUCGAAUCCAACUGCAGAUGUUCGUUGUUUAUCAUCAACGCUGUAUAACGAUAAUUUGAUUGUGUGCGAUGAUCAUCGGGUUAAUGCUAGUGAAUGUAUUAAGCAGUCAAAUUUCAGUUGCAAUGGAUUCGAUGAACAUAAUUCGGUGAAAAAGGGACAAAACUCUGAAGCUUUUGUGAAGGAUCAAUAUCGGUGUCAGUAUAAGAAAAUUUCGCCUCAAGGCAAUCGUCGAUUUGCUAACAGUACGGGGUGCGCGUCAUUGGCAUUUCUUGGAGGUAAUCGACAAUACUCUGGAAUUUACUCAAAUAUGGAUAAACGUCGGAACACCCUAGAACGAUGGCAAAAAUUAGGUUUUGGUAGACGCUCCACCAACACAUCAACUGAAAAACAAGCGAAAGAAAAAGCAGCAAAGGGCUCCGAUAAAACCGAACGCCUUCGUGAGUUAACCGAAUUGUUACGGGGCUCGAGAACUCCAUCCAAUCCUAGUGCUCCUCCACCCAUUCCACCACCGCGUAAACAAAAAUCGAUAGGAAGCCAAAGCCAAGAUAAUUCAUCAGCGAGUAGUUCGGUUCGGGACUUAACUGAAGCUAGUGCUGCGGAUUAUGCUAUUUCCAGUAAAGCAAGUUGUUCACUGGCUGACAGACCUUAUCAACCGAACAAACCGAUAACAAUAAUUAAAUCGUUACGACCGAAUACCAGUGCCGGUCAAUUGGAAUGUUAUGGAAAGUCUACGAAUCUUCCAUUCGAUGAACUGAGUAAAUCUCCUCCUCUCGCCGAAAAGGAGGACGACCUAUUUACAGCUCUUCCAAAAGCUGAAUCAAGAACAAUUGUCGGCUCCUACAUGCAAAAAAGUAUCCCCUUUCGAAGUGCCUCUUUUUCUCAAGUCGAUUACUCAUCGGGGAAAUAUAUUCGCUCGGCAAUCGGUGCGUUUAAAGCUUCACUAAAAUCCAAUAAAGAACCGUCAGUGAUAGACAAUACAAAUUUAACGCUGCCUAGAAAGAAGGAUCGCCAAAGUCCUGAGAAGAAUGCGACUGAUAAAGCUUACAAUCAUGCUGCAUCCACCUCAAACAGCCCGAGCAAAGUGUACAAAAGUGAAAUGAGUGUCAUAUUUCAACCGAAUCGUAAAUUAAACGACGCGAUAAUGGAUGGUCGAUUGGAGAGUAAAUUUCACAGAGAGUCGUUAAUUGAAGAAAACGAGAAUGAAGUCGACGAGUCACUGGAUGGAUUGACCAUUGUGAAAGCAUCCGAAAUGGUAAUUGAAUCACCUUCGGAAAGGGGAAUACUGAUGGCAACUCCACCGCAAGAUGAAUUCCUUCAAACAGCUACCACUUGUUUGAUUCCAUUGCCGGUUUAUGAGUGCACCAAUAGAGAAGACGAGACAAGUGAACAAUGGAUAAAUGCGUGCGACGAAGAUAGCACAAAAUUGUUUGAAGAAGUGAAUGUCGAGUCAGAUGUGAUAAAUGAAAUUGGAUGGGAUGUGCUAGAUAAAUCCAGUGAAGUAAGUGAAGCAAAAACAAUCGGUGAAGUCAUCAAAGACGAUAGUGCCGGAAAUGAAGUUAGUGAUAUGAAAAUCGUGUCCUCUGAAGCAGAUACAAUUCCAGUUGCUGUUAUUCAGUCGGAAACAAUUGAAAUAAUUUCGAACGAAAUUGAAGUCGUUACCGAAGUCGACCCUUCGAAUGUGCUCGAUUUGUCACAAGUUACCGAAAUUUGUGAAAAUGCGGAAAAUGAAAUUGACGAGCAGCCAAUCAUCCCUGUAACAAUUGAACAUGCAAACGAAUCGACUGAGAAUCCGGAAACGAAGAGCGAAUUUGUUGAAGUUCGAAAGAGACACAACAACGACGAUAAAUCGACCCGACAAUCGGUCAAUCUAUCAAAUUCUAGCGAAUCUGUGAAUAGUGUUGCUACUGGAGAGGAUCGACGUCGAAUCGACAAAAAUAAGCGUCGGAAGGGGAUUUACUUUCAGUGGCCGGCCGUGGAAAAGGAUCGAGAGCUUGAUGUUGAUGUGUGGAGUCAUGCCGACAGCUCAUCGCCAAUUUUAAGCGGGACCAUUUUGUGGGACGGAAACAUAGACAUACCAGGUGUAGCUUCACCCAGCAAGGUUGACUUGACCGAGAGUCAUUCAGAGCAUUCUGAAAAAGUUAACGAAACGCCCAAGAAAAUCUCCGUUGAUCUGGACACAGCAAAUUUCUUUGCGGCAGCAUUCGAGUCAACCACACCCGAUUCGGAAAUAAGUCGACCAGCUUGGCCCAAAAUGCCGCGGAAACAGAACUCCGAUGAACGGGAUGACGUGUCGGUUAUCAGUGCCAUAUCGGAUAAACAGUAUCACAAGAUCAGUUUCUUGAGACAAGACUCAAUAUCUGAUAACGAAACGGAUCGAACACCUCCGCCACAUGAUCGCGUUUCACAGUCGCAGUCAAACGAUCCCGACUUGAAACGAUAUUCGAAAAGACCGUUACGAGGGCCAUACGGACUGAUGCUCGAGGCCGAAAUGAAAAAGCCUGCCAAAUUGCUGUACGACGAAAUGUUCAACCGAUCGGAAAGCUCAUCAAAAUUAAGUGACGCCAGCCUACAGUCAUUCGAUGAUGACACACACCGCAAAGCCUAUCGUAAAAACAACAGCACUCACUUACCAAUUCCAUACCAUGUUCGUGCGUCCUCAACUCCCAUCCAGAGUGAUUCACAUUCGAAAGAAGUGUCGCACAAACGAUUUCCCAGCUAUGUGGAUACCAGCACGGUAAACGACCUGAAGAAGGAUCAAAAGAAAAUGUCGCUCGACAAUUUGUCCAAGUCACAUGAGAAUUUCGGCAAAGAUUCCAAAAAGUCAUCCGGCGCUGGAGACAAAUUGCAGAAGCAUAGCCUUGACGAGGGUCGGUUGUUGUCGUCGUCGUCGUCUGAAAGCGGAAAUAAGAAGAAAUGCAGUUCGGAUACAUCGAACACGAUACAGGCAACACCGCAGCUGUUGGCUGAACUGUUGAAAGGGUCCAGCGAGCGGCUAGUCUCCGAGCAGAUACAAUCGAAUCAGCGCAUUACUUCGUCUUCAUUGCCAACUGCUGUGUUGAAAUGUUUGGAUACCAGGACGCAUGUUGUGGUUGAGCUCUUCAACACGGAAAAGUCAUACGUUGAUUCAUUGGAGACUGUAGUUCUGAAAUACCUUAAGCCGCUGAAAUCACCGGAGAAUGCUGGAAUUGUUGACGUACAAACCGUUGAGGAAAUAUUCCUAAUGGUUCCAACUAUCCUAAAUGUUCACAAGCAUUUUUUAGAUGAGCUAAAACGUCGAUUAGAUUCGUGGAAUCCGCUUCAAAUGGUUGGUGACGCUUUCAUAGAAACGUUCUCGAAGUCAACAGUGUUGGAUGCUUACACCGCAUUCGUGAACAACUGGAAUCGAGCAAAGGAUGCUAUCCGCUUAACGAGUUCGACACGACCGGCAUUCUCUAGAUUUUUGGAGGCAAUGGCACGUGAGCACAAGGGAAAGUUGUCACUGGACAAUCUGUUGAUCAAACCCGUUCAGAAAUUUCCCAACUAUGAACUAUUGCUGCUGCGUUUGGUCAAACACACAAACGUUGACCAUCCCGAUCAAAAACCGUUGCAGGAUGCCAUUCAUUUGGUUCACAGCAUUUUGUUGCAUUUAAAUUGCAAAGAACGCGAAGCGUUGGAAAACAAUCAACGUGAAACAUUGCUGCGCGAUCUUGAAGGUAUCAUCGAGGGUGUUUCCGAGCUGGUCGUGAGCGACAGACAGUUUAUAUGUUUCGAUUUGGUGUCGAUACCUUCCGGACAGGUUGGUCGCAAGGAAAGGGGAUUUUUCUUGUUCAGUGAUUUGCUUGUCAUAACCAGUAUUAAGAGACGAACGGGAACGAUGAGGAAGCCUAAUUCAUGCCCGGUGAUGUUGGCAUCUACAUUAGAUACGAAUAAAUAUAAAUUUUUGACGAAAAUUUCAAUUGACGAUUUGGAAGUGGUGAAAGCUAAAGAUGAAAAUGUUGAAAAAGCUCGCAAGGAAAUCGAUAACCUGUCCAAAGAUUUCACCAAAUUGGGGCAGAUUAUGGACAUUGCAUCUAGUCUCAGAUGCCCAAAUCAUCAGCUCGAAGAAAUCGUCAGAGACUUACAGAAGGAAAUUCAACGCCAAUUAUCCGAUAGACAAACCAAUGAUACUCAACUGAAUCUUUUGGAGCUGGCUCUAAAGACGACGAACGGCAUCCAGAACAUGAUCAUCAUAUUUUCAAAGCCAGAUAAGCGCACCCAAUGGGAGCAAGUGUUCAACGAAGCUAAACAGAAAUUAGUUACGUCAUUGGAAAAAUACCCUGUACCUGAAUUCAUAUCCUGUAUACCCAUUCGCAAGACCAGAGCUGGUCUCCAAUUCACUUGCGCCGCUCCAACGUUGGGCAACCAAAAAGAUGUAUGGGUUUGCAACAGCGACGGCUAUGUGGGUCAAGUGUGUGUGCUCAGCUUAUUUCCGGAACCAACGGUGGUGUCCUGUAAUGGUGUUUGCAAUGCUAGAAUACUAUGCGUGGCGUCCAUUCCAGCCAACAUUGAAUCGUCAACAUCCAGCAGUUUCGUGAGCAUUUCGAUUGAAGACACAACCACUCGGCAACUAUCGUCAGGCUCUAAUGCUAAUCUGAAAAAAUCCGAUAAAUGUUCGGAGAACAUACUGGACUCGAGCAGUUCAAGUGAUUCCGAAACGGAUGUGCACGAGAAAUGCAUACCGACAAUGAUUAAUCGAUCGGAUCAGAUUCAGCAAUCGGAUGAACAACAGUCAACAAUGUGGUUGGGAACGGAAGAUGGUUGUAUACACGUGUACAAUUGCAGUGAUAACAUUCGAAUUAAGAAAAAUAAGAUAAAAAUUCAGCAUGUCAGUGCUGUGUUUUCGGUGCUAUAUUUGGACAACAGGGUUUUUGUAUCGUUAGCAAAUGGUGAUAUUGUUGUGUAUAAUAGGGAAGGAACUGGAUGGAAUACUAUCUCACCGACUACAAUAACUGUGGGAACGGUCACCAAUCCAGCGACAAAAUUAAUUAAUGUCCAUGGCAAAUUAUGGUGCUCAAUACAGGGAAAUAUUAAGGUUUUAAACACAUCCACAUUACAGGUAGAAAGUAGUAUAAAAAUAUCAACCGAUGGUAAACCGAUCACAAACAUGGUGGCAUCGACAAAUCAUGUGUGGGUGUCGGUGCUCAAUUCGGCCAACAUAAAAUGUUUUCAUUCCAAUAGCUUUGAACUUUUGCAUGAAGUGAAUCUUGCCCCCCAAGUGAAUAAAAUGCUUUCGAAUUGCGACGACAUCAUAAGACAACACAAGGCGGCCUGUUUACGAGUUACAUCGCUGUUAGCAUGCAAAGAAAUGGUCUGGGUGGGAACGAGUGCGGGAGUACUAUUGACAAUUUCAGCUAUUCCAACGGCAAUGGGAAUUGAGGCGCCGAUCGUCACAGGCAUUCCAUAUGGACACACUGGUCAUGUGCGUUUCCUAACAUGUGUGGAAUACGACAAAAUGAACGAAGAAGUGAAAUCCAGUACGAACAGCAGACAAUCACUACCCGUCAAAACCAAACCGGAUUCAACGAACCUUUUAAUCAUAUCGGGCGGCGAUGGAUACGAAGAUUUUCGUAAUUCUGGUGCACAUCCGUCGAACGAAGUUUCCGGUCGUGAAGACAGCACAAAUCAUUUGCUAUUGUGGAAUGUGUAAAUCAUUAUGGCCCAAUUGGUGUACCUGAGCAGCGCGGGAUAUAUAUACAAUAUCUUAGAAUUCUCAGCGUUCUACUUCUUUUAAAUAUUGAUGUUUCUUCAUGCAUGUCUAAUCCUGUUGUUACAUGUGGUGAAUGGUUUAACUGUAAUGGAUGGGCCGAACCAAAAAUUGAAAAUGUUGAACAGUUGAAAUUCCCGGUGUACGCUAAUCUGAAGCCGGAUCACUUUAAAUAUGUUUUUUUGUGUGUGGUCUCAAUGUUGUCAAACAAACAAAAAAUAUGAAAAUCAGUGUCAGAUCCAAUACCAGUUAUACUCGUAGCGUUAAAAUACUCACCAAGCAGACAGUGGAAGAUAUAUUACGAUGUUCGUGAAUGAGAAACGAAAUUUCCAAUUUUUGUGUUUCAUUUCUGAACCUUUUUAGAAACGGCUGCGUCGUGAACAUUGACAAUGACAUAGCAGAUUGAAGUAAAAGAUUUUGUCUUAAACACCUCGGAGAAAUUUUGAGAAGUAACGGGUUCAGUCGUUUCUAAAAGGUUAAACGGAUGAAUUUGGCGACAUCAAAUCUGUUCCUCGACAAAUAUGGAAAAGGGAACAGAUCUUAAAUCUGUGUCAAGACUUCAAACAAAAUAAAGAAUUAAUCAAAAAACAAAACUUAUCACCAAACACUAUAUACACGUCGUUCCUAUGAUGUAUUUUAUUGAAACAAUAAGAAAAUACCAUCGUGUAAGUUUACUUAACUAAAAUUUAAGUUUUUACAAACUAUAAUCUAUUGAUCCUUCUAAUUUGCUAUAAAUUAUUUAUUUAAUAGACCUAAAACUUAUGAUAUACGUAGUGUCAGGAAGAAAUGUGUUGUUUUCCAAUCUAUUUUUUAUUCACAGAGAAAUAUAUGAUAGAGAUGUAUGUUAAUGUGCUGGGAG
Molecule: messenger RNA, 8064 nt
Organism: Bradysia coprophila
Lineage: Eukaryota; Metazoa; Arthropoda; Insecta; Diptera; Sciaridae
Biological process (GO): actin cytoskeleton organization
Molecular function (GO): protein binding; guanyl-nucleotide exchange factor activity
Source: RefSeq, a predicted model, not a curated record